CCACCUGAUGCUUCGGGAUAGGCGAUCUAGACCUUUUGAGGCGAUAAAAUCACCGAGAUCUGGACAUUGUUUCCCCAGGCCAUUCAUUCCUUAAGGGUGGAGAGCGAAGGAGACGGGGAGAGAGAGAGAGAGAGAGAGAGAGAGAGAGAGAGAGAGAGGGAAUGGCAAUGAAUGUGGACGAAGAAGUAGGACGGCUCAAGGAAGAGAUGCAACGAUUGGGUCAGCUGCAGCCGGACGGCUCCUACAAGGUCAAAUUCGGGGUCCUGUUCAACGAUGAUAGGUGUGCCAACAUAUUUGAAGCACUGGUUGGGACCCUUCGCGCAGCAAAGAAGAGAAAGGUCGUGAAAUAUGAAGGUGAGCUGCUGCUUCAGGGUGUUCAUGACAAUGUGGAGAUAACACUUUUGCCGCCAGCGGCCACUACUACUGCCUGAGAUUAUAAGCUGGCCAAUUUGGCUCUCAGUGUUGUAUUUUUCUCUUGACAUUUUAUCCUUUCCUCCUAUUUUUCGUGUGCUAAGAGUGAAAAUGGUGGCUUUCAUGUUUCCACGAUCAGGAGAAACAACAACCGAUGGCUUCGUGCCAAUCUUAUAUUAAAUAUAUUAUAAUAUUUCAAUUUCCUCA
Molecule: messenger RNA, 618 nt
Organism: Musa acuminata AAA Group (dessert banana)
Lineage: Eukaryota; Viridiplantae; Streptophyta; Magnoliopsida; Zingiberales; Musaceae
Product: costars family protein
Exons: 2
Coding region: 162-431 (89 amino acids)
Biological process (GO): regulation of actin filament-based process
Source: RefSeq, a predicted model, not a curated record